AUGAGUAGUAAAUAGAUUAAGGCUAUGAUCAUUAAGAAUUUCAAAAUCAGUUUCAGAAAUGGUGAACUUUAUUAAGACAUAGUUAUUCCAGUAUUUGUGGCUUGUAUGUUGUCUCUGAAGGGUAUUGUAAUUAUGUAGAAUAUAGAACAAUUAAGUGCAUUAAAUUAAAUCCUUCCUCUUUUGUAUAGUUUUGCUGUUUUGCCAACUGCAAGAUCUAUUAUGGUCCAUUUAGUGGAGGAGAAGAGUAAGAAAUACAAAGAAUUGCAAGGAGUAAACUAGAGUAAAUAUUCUAUAGAUCAUGGGAUUAAAUUAAUCAGCAUAUAAAAUUGGAUGGCUCUUAACUGGAUAUUUGAGAAUGACAUUAGCUCUGAUUGCCUUCUUCUUAUUUCAAAUUAUUUUCAACUCAUUAAUCUAAUUAGACUGGGAUUUUUAUUACAUAAACUCAUUUACUCAAUUAAUGUGGCCAUAUAUAGUUUAUGGAUAUGCUGUAAAUCUAAAUUAUAAUAUAGUCAAUUAAUUAAUCCUUUUUAUUUGCUUCUGUAAUGAAUGAGUCAAGAAUUGCAGGUGAAGUGGCUACUUUUUUUUGUGUUGGAUUCAGUUUUUUUAUAUUCUUAACUUUUAUAGAAUAAGCAGCUACGUAUAAUUUAUAAUAUUAUUAUAGGUCUAUUUUAUUCUAUAUUUUGGUAGGACUAAUGAGUCCACAAUGUAAUAUAGGCUUUGAAUACAUAACAGCUUUAUAAGUAGGAGUUAAUAGAGUAGGUGCUAGUGUAGCUUGGUUUGACCCUAUUUUGAAAUAACCAAUGAAUAUUUUUCCAGUAAUUCUUAUUAAUGAAACCUACGAUUUACAAGCCUCAGGUUAUCAAUUAAUAGUUACAUUAUUCUUGUAUUUAUUCUUAGCUCUUUACUUCGAUUAAGUAAUACCAAAUGAAUAUGGAAUAUCUCAGCAUCCAUUAUUUCUAUUAGGAAUAAAUUAUAAAGAAAAUGUAAAAAAUGGAGAAUGUCUCUUGUCUGAAAGAUAAAAAGAUGCUACUUCAGCUCAUUAUUAUGAGAAUAUCAGAGAACAUUUAGAACCUUCUAUUUAUGUAGACAAUCUUACUAAGUCUUUUAACAAUAAAAAAGUAGUCAACAAUCUCACACUCAGACUCUACGAAAAAUAAAUCUUUUGUCUACUUGGACAUAAUGGUGCUGGCAAAACUACAACAAUUUCUAUGUUGACUGGAUUAAUAAAUAAAAGCAAAGGCAAGAUUUAGAUGUAUGACAUGAAUUUUGAUACUUAAUUGAAAGAUAUAAGAAAACACAUAGGGUUAUGUACUCAAUAGGAUUGUUUAUAUGAAUACUUAACAGUUAGGUAUAUUAUAAAUUUUGUAUAGAAAGAGAGCAUUUAAAUUUCUUUGCUGAGAUUAAGUAAUCAAAUAAGAGUGAGAUUGAUGAUAUUCUAGAAAAAACAGAAUUGAAAAAUGAAAUGAAUUAAAUAGUACAGACUUUAUCAAAAGGAAGUUAAAGGAAAUUAAGUUUGGCCAUAUCUUUAAUAGGGAAUUCUAAAAUCAUAUUUUUGGAUGAGCCAACAUCUGGAAUGGAUGCUUUCUCAAGAAGAUAAAUUUGGAAUAUAUUAUAGAAGAUUAAAUAAGAAGAGAGAACUAUCAUUUUAACUACACAUCAUUUAGAUGAAGCUGAAAUAUUAGCAGAUAGGAUAGGAAUCAUGUAGAGAGGAGAAUUAUUAGCAGAAGGAUCUUGUGAUUUCAUUAAGAAAACUUUUGGAGAAGGUUAUACUUUAAAUUUAAGAAAGGAAUCAAUUAAAUAUUAAGAUGUUUCUGAGAUUCUUACUAAAGGCAAGAUUAUACCUGAAUAAUGUCAUAAGUCUUAAUUGACUUUUUAGAUAUCUUUUGAGCACUAGGAUAAACUGGAAACUAUAUGUGAAAAAUUAGAGAAUUAAGGAAUAGAAAUUGAUUUGAGAUUAAAUACUUUAGAAGAAGCUUUUGUGAAAAUUGGAGAACAUGAACAAUUAGAAUUAAGCCAAUCAAAUACCAGAAAAUCUAUGAGUUUAUAAAUUAUAGAGAAUACUGACGAAGGUUAUUAACAAUUCAUUGAAAAUGUACCAAUGAGUGUUAGAGAUAAACCCAUAUAUAGUUUAUGGAAUCAAUGUUUAGCAAUGUUCCAACGUAGAUUCUAUACGACUAUUAGAACAAAUACAAAUAUCUUAGCCUUUUUCAUGCCUCUACUUACUAUUUUAUUGGGGUUAUUGGUGGCUAAAUUUGUUUAAUUUUCAGGAAGAUUAUCAAGGAAUGACGAGGCUUAAUUAUUUCUAAAAAUUUCAAUACUUGCUUGUGUGGGAGUUGUAGGAUUCACAUUUAAUUCAACUUUAUAUGUAACAUUACCUGUACUUGAAAAAGAAUGUUAAUUAAAAGAGGUUAUGAUUUGUUCAGGUUGUAGGAUAUUUGGAUACUGGUUGGGUACAUUCCUUUUUGAUUUUAUUGUGUACUCCAUUAUCAUAGUUUUCUUUUUAAUUAUGGGUGCAAUUUUAAGUUUAGAAGCUAUUACAUCUUUUUGGUGGUAAACAGUCCUUAUAUAUUUGUGUUUUGGAUUAAGCUAUAUUACAUGCAUCUAUUUGUGUAGCUUUUUGUUUGAUAAUGUAGCAAAAGCAAUGAAGCUUUUUGUUUUUUAUUCUUUCUUUUAUGGCUUUUGUUUACCAAUGGUUUUAUUGGGAUUGACAAAUUUUUUAUAUCAUUUAGAUUCCAUUUACUUUUUUGAAAUUUUAGUUUAUACAUUUUAGGUUAUUUUUAUGGUAAUUAAUUAUUUAAAUUAUAUAGAUUACAUAUCCAUUUUACAAUUAUUAUUUUGCUUAUGCUUGUAUGCCUCAUUUAACCAAAGGUCUUAAGGCUGAAUUAGGAGGAUUACAUUUAAUUACUUAUGAAAGCUAUUGGUAUGUAAUCAUGCUCAUUUACUAAUUCUUUUAAUAUUCUUUACUUAUUUACUAUCUUGAAAGGAGAAAAAUUUAGAGGAACUUUAAAUUUAAUCCAGAUAUUACAGAUAACAAUUUAGAAGAUGAUGUUUAUUAAGAAUAGUAAAAAGUUUUAAAUGGAAGCAAUGAUAUUAUACAAGCUAUAUAGGUAUUUAAAAAAUAUUAAAAUUAAUAACAAUUUGCUUUGAAUAAUAUUUCUUUUGGGUUAAAAGAGGGAGAAAUAAUGGGAAUUAUAGGACCAAAUGGAGCUGGUAAAUCUACAUUAAUUAAUGUGUUAACUAAUAUUAGUCAAAGUACAUAUGGAAUGGUAAAAAUAUAAUAUGCUGAUUAAUUACAUGUAGGAAUUUGCCCAUAAUAUGAUUGUAUAUGGGAGAAUCUUACUGUGAAAGAACAUUUGCAUGUUUUUAGUAAAUUAAGAGGAUUAUCUGGUCAGAAUCAAUAAGAAGCAGUUACAUAUUAUUUAUAGAAUGCAGAACUUUAUAAUUUUCGAAAUACUAGAGCUGGAUAACUUAGUGGAGGAAAUAAAAGAAAACUCUGUGUAGCUUUAGCUUUGAUUGGAGGCAGUGACAUAAUUUUUUUUGAUGAACCUACUACAGGAGUAGAUCCUAUUUCCAGGAGAACUCUAUUCAAAACAUUAAAAUAAAAUGUAUCAAUAAGAAAUUGUUCUGUUGUCAUAACAACUCAUACAAUUGAAGAAGCUGAGAAUUUAAGUGAUACACUUGGAAUUUUGAUAGGUGGAUAAUUUAUAUGUUAUGGAGAACCAAAUUAUUUAAAGGAGUAUGUUUAAAUUUAAUAUUUAGAAAAUAUUCAGAUGGAUAUUAUAUAUCAAUAUUACAUAGUGAAUAAUAUGAAGAUAAAGAGAUAUUGGAAAUGUUAAAAAAAUAAUUGAAUAAUAUUAAUUAAAUUAAGGAGGUAAGAAAAAACUAUUUAACAAUCAAUAUUAAAAUUAUAAGUUUUCAUUCUACUUUUAAAUUGCUUAAUUAAUUAAAAUAGUAAAAAAUUAUAUAAGAGUUUUCAAUUUCAAAGAGGUAAUUAUUAAAAAUAUUAAUUCUAGUUCUCUUGAAAAUAUUUUUGUCCUCUUUACAAAGCAAUAAAAUGAAAUAAAUGAUUAAUUGGGAGUUAAAGUUGAAUGA
This is a messenger RNA of Paramecium pentaurelia, 4092 nucleotides long. NCBI's taxonomy places the organism in Eukaryota, Ciliophora, Oligohymenophorea, Peniculida, Parameciidae. The record is from the annotation of a GenBank genome assembly.